Messenger RNA from Zea mays, 4217 nucleotides. Its product is annotated as pentatricopeptide repeat-containing protein At4g13650. NCBI's taxonomy places the organism in Eukaryota, Viridiplantae, Streptophyta, Magnoliopsida, Poales, Poaceae. Gene Ontology annotation, molecular function: RNA binding; zinc ion binding; protein binding. Bases 656 to 3418 code for a protein of 920 amino acids. The transcript has 5 exons. The record is from RefSeq and is a predicted model, not a curated record. Gene Ontology annotation, biological process: RNA modification.
GGGCACGUGCCCAGGCUUUGGCCUGCGGCGGCCCAAGUCACGCCAGCCUGCUCCAGGCUCCAUCCGCCCCACGUCAAACCCUAGAGUGAGUAGCGUCAGUCGCCAGCCUCCCAGCUCAAGGAGCCAGCCACUAGCGAGCUCGCCCACCCGCUCACGCUCCAGGCCAGCGGCCAGCCGGUUCCCUCCUCCCGCGCCCGGCUCCCGCGCGGCCACCGGCCCUGGCGCCCAGGCCAGUCGCUGCGUGCCGCAUAGUACCAGCACCUGCUCGCCGCCAGGCCAGGCCCGCACUCCGCAGGCCGGGCUACUCCCUCCUAAUUUUUUUAUUGCUUCCUCCAUUUCUCGCAAUUUAGGGAACAAGUUCUGUACAGUUGCUACAGGUCUGGAAGUGUUUGUCUCGGAGCUUCUGCUGAAUGGUAUUGUCUUCUUCCACGAAUAAGCCAUAUGAGUGUGAUUUGGAUAGGUUGGGUUUUGGCACCAUGCAACCCAAACAAAGCACUCCGGGCUUGAUGAGGACAUGGAAGAUGCAAAUACAGUACCUCACUAGACACUAGAGGCCCUAGUCUUCAGUAAAUCCUGGGUCCGCCACUGGUUGACUGCUCACUACUUACUGCUGGAUGAUGAGCUCGACCUUGCCGUCGCCGAGUUGUUCAACGGAAUGACAUGCCGGGAAGUGGCAGCCUCGCUGCACCGAUCGCUUGCCAAGUUUAUCGUGCCUGACAACCCAGAGAAAAUCCUGUCGCUUGUCGCUGCCAAGGCAAGCCAUCAUAGAGCUCUUGGCUCUGCGGACCUCACAUGUGCCCUGCAGGCAUGCAGGGGGCGAGGCAACCGAUGGCCGCUUGUGCUGGAGAUCCACGCGACAUCAGUCGUGCGUGGGCUUGGGGCUGACCGCCUUAUAGGCAACUUGCUGAUCGAUCUGUAUGCAAAGAAUGGGCUCGUGUGGCAGGCACGGCAGGUAUUCAAGGAGCUUUCUUCCAGGGACCAUGUCUCAUGGGUUGCCAUGCUGUCAGGGUAUGCACAGAGUGGUCUUGGAAAGGAAGCUUUCAGGCUUUACAGCCAGAUGCAUUGGACUGCUGUUAUUCCUACGCCAUAUGUUCUGUCUAGUGUGCUGAGUGCUUGCACUAAAGGAAAACUUUUUGCUCAAGGUCGGAUGAUCCAUGCCCAAGUUUACAAGCAAGCAUUCUGUUCGGAGACCUUUGUGGGCAAUGCACUUAUUGCACUUUACUUAGGAUUUGGAUCCUUUAAGCUAGCAGAAAGGGUAUUUUGUGACAUGCUGUUCUGUGAUCGAGUGACAUUCAAUACAUUGAUCUCAGGACAUGCUCAAUGUGGACAUGGUGAGUGUGCUUUGCAGAUUUUUGAUGAGAUGCAGUUGUCAGGGCUCAGGCCUGAUUGUGUGACAGUUGCCAGUCUGCUUGCAGCCUGUGCUUCUGUGGGAGAUCUUCAAAAGGGGAAGCAACUCCAUUCAUAUUUACUAAAAGCAGGUAUGUCUUUUGAUUACAUAACUGAAGGCUCACUCCUCGAUCUGUAUGUGAAAUGUGGUGACAUUGAAACAGCACAUGAUAUCUUCAAUCUGGGUGAUAGGACAAACGUGGUACUGUGGAAUUUAAUGCUUGUGGCAUAUGGGCAGAUUAGUGAUCUAGCAAAAUCUUUUGAAAUCUUUGGUCAGAUGCAAGCUACAGGUAUACACCCCAACCAAUUCACCUACCCGUGCAUUUUGAGGACUUGCACUUGCACUGGGCAAAUUGAACUUGGAGAGCAGAUUCAUUCAUUAAGCAUAAAAAAUGGAUUCGAAUCUGAUAUGUAUGUUAGUGGUGUCUUGAUAGAUAUGUAUUCUAAAUACGGAUGUCUUGAUAAAGCUCGAAAAAUUCUGGAAAUGCUUGAAAAAAGAGAUGUGGUUUCUUGGACCUCAAUGAUUGCUGGAUAUGUGCAGCAUGACUUUUGUGAAGAGGCUCUUGCAACAUUCAAAGAAAUGCAGGACUGUGGAGUUUGGCCAGAUAACAUAGGACUGGCUAGUGCUGCAAGUGCUUGUGCUGGGAUCAAAGCAAUGCGCCAGGGCCUGCAGAUUCAUGCUCGGGUUUAUGUCUCUGGUUAUGCAGCUGAUAUUUCAAUUUGGAACACGUUGGUAAACCUGUAUGCAAGAUGUGGAAGAAGUGAAGAAGCUUUCUCUUUGUUUCGGGAAAUUGAACACAAGGAUGAGAUCACAUGGAAUGGAUUGAUAUCAGGUUUUGGACAAAGUCGUCUUUAUAAACAAGCUCUCAUGGUAUUCAUGAAGAUGGGUCAAGCAGGUGCCAAGUACAAUGUGUUCACAUUUAUUUCCGCUAUUAGCGCUUUAGCUAACCUUGCAGAUAUAAAACAAGGAAAACAAGUACAUGGUAGAGCUGUUAAGACAGGGCACACCUCUGAAACUGAAGUUGCCAAUGCUUUGAUUUCACUAUAUGGAAAGUGUGGCAGUAUUGAAGAUGCCAAGAUGAUCUUUUCUGAAAUGUCACUGAGGAAUGAGGUUUCAUGGAAUACUAUCAUAACAAGUUGUUCACAGCAUGGACGUGGACUAGAAGCUUUGGAUUUAUUUGAUCAGAUGAAGCAAGAAGGUCUGAAACCAAAUGAUGUCACCUUCAUAGGUGUUUUAGCUGCUUGCAGUCAUGUGGGUUUGGUUGAGGAAGGCCUUAGUUACUUCAAAUCCAUGUCUAAUGUGUAUGGACUUAAUCCAAUACCUGACCAUUAUGCCUGUGUUGUGGAUAUUCUUGGACGAGCAGGCCAACUUGACCGUGCAAGGAGAUUUGUUGAUGAAAUGCCUAUCACUGCUAAUGCAAUGAUUUGGCGAACACUUCUCAGUGCGUGUAAAGUACACAAGAACAUCGAAAUUGGGGAGCUUGCAGCCAAACAUCUCCUGGAGUUAGAGCCCCAUGAUUCGGCAUCAUAUGUCCUCCUAUCAAAUGCAUAUGCUGUUACUGGGAAGUGGGCCAACAGGGAUCAGGUCAGAAAGAUGAUGAAAGACAGAGGAAUUAGAAAAGAACCAGGUCGAAGCUGGAUUGAAGUAAAGAAUGCAGUCCAUGCAUUCUUUGUUGGUGAUCGGUUGCACCCCUUGUCCGAUCAGAUAUACAAGUUUUUGUCUGAGCUAAAUGAUAGGUUAUCCAAAAUAGGAUACAAGCAAGAGAACCCUAAUUUGUUUCAUGAAAAAGAGCAAGAGCAGAAAGACCCUACUGCUUUUGUCCAUAGUGAGAAGUUAGCUGUUGCUUUUGGGUUAAUGACUUUGCCUCCUUGUAUUCCUCUUCGAGUGAUUAAGAACCUUCGUGUAUGUGAUGACUGCCACAGUUGGAUGAAAUGUACCUCUGAAGUCACAAGAAGAGAAAUUGUAUUACGAGAUGUGUACAGAUUUCACCAUUUUAACAGUGGCAGCUGUUCAUGUGGAGAUUACUGGUGAAUUGGGCUGUUGCAAAGUGUUUACAGCACUUUUUUUUAUAGAAAAAUCCCCCCAGUGCUAUUCCUAAUGGUUUUCAUUUUAAGAUGUCUGGGGUCUACACUUAUAUCUGCUAUUGUGACAUGUAUGUAUCUGGAAAUGGAUUCGCCAUGCGAAAUCUAGCAUGUCUAGAUAAACAUGUACAGGGCUUUGGAAAUUGGAAGAGCCAUUCAUACCUGUCGCAUGAAGUUGAGGUUUUUUUAUCUUUGUGGUUUUCAUUAUUGUCGCAACUCAUUUGUUUAACCAUUAUAAUUUGUCUUGUCCUGAAUGUCACUAACUCCGUUACCUGCAACACUUGUUUCAGGCACCAUUCAUUCAGAGUCAACUAGUCAAGUGUCUAAGGUUCACUGCGUUAAAUGAGACCAUCUGUAAUCAUGACAUGGAUUAAGAUAUUUGUCAGACUGCAGAAAUGCAGAUCAAUAUGCUGUUUACUGACUCAAUCAGGAUCCCUUAAAGUGGUAACAUUUACGACUUCUGAUGUCUGUGCCUUCAUGUUCAGAAGUUCUUGUGUUUAUUUCAGAUUGAAGAGAGUGCAGAAACAGAUCUCGGUGGUGAUCUUCUUGAACUGAAGAGGGAAAUCUGGGUGUGCUCUGCUUUGAUCAAUUGGUUGCAGAAUGUCAUAUAUGGAUAUUAUGCCUUGCUGCAGUUUGCUCUCUUCCUGUAAUUUGGUGUUUUGAUGAUGAUAAGAGUUUUUAUGGCCAUUAUCUUGUGAAAAAAUAACAUUUGGAAGUUAAUACAAAUGUACUAGGUUCUGUAGCUCUUC